This is a messenger RNA of Vigna umbellata (rice bean), 2095 nucleotides long. RefSeq names its product chaperonin CPN60-2, mitochondrial-like. NCBI's taxonomy places the organism in Eukaryota, Viridiplantae, Streptophyta, Magnoliopsida, Fabales, Fabaceae. The record is from RefSeq and is a predicted model, not a curated record. Gene Ontology annotation, biological process: protein refolding. Gene Ontology annotation, molecular function: ATP binding; ATP-dependent protein folding chaperone.
CGUGUAGUGUGGGGGUUGAUGGCUUAAACCCUAGUAGACGAAGCCGCUUCUUCCAGACCCUUCUCUUUCUUUUCAUAAACCCCACGCACACUCUCUCCAUUUAAAACUUUGCCUUUGCACUAGCUGCUCCAUUCCUGCAUUUUCUUUACUGUCUAUCUUCAUUUUUCAUAUUCGCAUCAUGUAUCGCUUUGCUUCUAGCCUCGCCUCCAAAGCAAGGAUUGCUAGGAGUGGCAGCAAACAGCUUGGGAGUACGUUGAGCUGGAGCCGAAAUUAUGCGGCUAAGGACAUUAAAUUUGGUGUGGAGGCUCGGGCUCUGAUGCUUAAGGGUGUUGAAGAGCUUGCAGAUGCUGUCAAAGUAACCAUGGGUCCCAAGGGGCGUAAUGUGGUUAUUGAGCAAAGUUUUGGUGGCCCUAAAGUAACUAAAGAUGGAGUAACUGUUGCAAAGAGCAUUGAAUUCAAGGAUAAAGUUAAGAAUGUUGGCGCCAGUCUCGUAAAGCAGGUUGCUAAUGCUACUAAUGAUGUGGCUGGUGAUGGAACCACAUGUGCCACGGUCCUUACAAGAGCCAUAUUUACUGAAGGCUGCAAAUCAGUUGCAGCUGGAAUGAAUGCAAUGGACCUGAGGCGUGGUAUAAGUAUGGCUGUUGACACUGUUGUAACAAACUUGAAAAGCAGAGCUCGGAUGAUUAGCACAUCUGAAGAAAUAGCACAGGUUGGGACAAUAUCUGCUAAUGGAGAGCGAGAAAUUGGUGAGCUGAUUGCCAAAGCUAUGGAGAAAGUUGGCAAAGAGGGAGUCAUCACAAUUUCAGAUGGCAAAACUUUAUAUAAUGAGUUGGAGGUUGUUGAAGGAAUGAAGCUUGACAGGGGCUACAUAUCUCCUUAUUUUAUAACAAAUGAUAAGAACCAGAAAUGUGAACUUGAGGAUCCUCUCAUUCUAAUCCAUGAGAAGAAAAUCUCAAGUAUAAAUGCUGUAGUUAAAGUUUUAGAGUUAGCUUUGAAGAGACAAAGACCAUUGUUAAUUGUUGCUGAAGAUGUUGAAAGUGAUGCACUUGCAACACUUAUUCUAAAUAAGCUUCGUGCUGGAAUUAAGGUAUGCGCUAUUAAAGCCCCUGGUUUUGGUGAAAAUAGGAAGUCCGCUCUUCAAGAUCUUGCAGUUCUAACAGGAGGAGCACUUAUCACUGAAGAACUUGGCUUGAAGCUUGAAAAAGUGGACUUGGAUAUGCUUGGCACUUGCAAAAGAAUAACAAUUUCUAAGGAUGACACUGUCAUUCUUGAUGGAGCUGGUGACAAGAAAUCAAUUGAGGAAAGAUGCGAACAGAUUAGGUCAGCAAUUGAAAAUAGCACCUCAGAUUAUGACAAGGAAAAGUUACAGGAAAGAUUGGCCAAGCUUUCUGGUGGUGUUGCAGUGCUCAAGAUUGGAGGAGCCAGCGAAGCCGAAGUUGGUGAAAAGAAGGAUAGGGUGACAGAUGCCUUGAAUGCAACUAAGGCUGCUGUUGAAGAGGGCAUAGUACCUGGUGGUGGUGUUGCUCUUCUAUAUGCAUCAAAAGAGUUGGAUAAACUUCAAACUGCUAACUUUGAUCAGAAGAUUGGUGUCCAGAUUAUCCAAAACGCUUUAAAGACACCUGUGCUCACAAUUGCAUCAAAUGCGGGAGUUGAGGGUGCGGUUGUUGUUGGCAAACUAUUGGAACAAGACGAUCAUGAUCUAGGAUAUGAUGCUGCCAAGGGUGAGUAUGUGGAUAUGGUUAAAUCCGGAAUCAUUGACCCAUUGAAGGUGAUUAGGACAGCCCUGGUUGAUGCAGCAAGUGUAUCAUCUUUGAUGACAACCACUGAAGCUGUCGUGUCUGAACUUCCUAAGGAUGAUAAAGAUACUCCUGCUAUGGCUGGUGGAAUGGGUGGCAUGGAUUAUUAACCGGCUUCGAUUGAUUUGAUUGCACCUCAAGACAAGAAUUGGUGCUGAACCCACACUUACAACCUUUUUUAGUUGAAUUAUUUGUGAAGGCAUCACUGUAAUCAUAGUGAGAGAACGAGAUGUAGGUAAGAAAAGUUAACUACAAUAAUUCAAAUUAUAAGACAUUUGGAACAAUUUUUACCCCCUAAA